Messenger RNA from Staurois parvus, 377 nucleotides. NCBI's taxonomy places the organism in Eukaryota, Metazoa, Chordata, Amphibia, Anura, Ranidae. The record is from the annotation of a GenBank genome assembly.
UGUCCCUGGGACACAGCAGAUCACGGAUUGACCAGCAUAUCUCAGAGGGGACAUCUACACUGAUCACCAGGGCAGUGAUUAUCAGUGCCCUGAUGAUCAGUGUAGCCCCAUCAGUGCCACCUGUCAGUGCCCAUCAAUGCCACAUAUCAGUGCCCAUCAGAGCUGCCUUUCAGUGCCAACUAUCAGUGCUAGUCAGUGCUGUCUAUCAGUGCCACCAAUCAGUACCACCUAUCAGUGCUAAUCAGUGCCACCUAUCAGUGCCGACUAUCAGUGCUGCCUAUAAGUGCCCAUCAGUGCAGCCUAUUAGUGCCCAUCAGUGCAGCCUCAUUAGCGCACAUCAGUGAAGGAGAAAAAUUCCUCAUUUAGAAACUUUAUUA